Molecule: messenger RNA, 1148 nt
Organism: Sodiomyces alkalinus F11
Lineage: Eukaryota; Fungi; Ascomycota; Sordariomycetes; Glomerellales; Plectosphaerellaceae
Exons: 5
Coding region: 156-704 (182 amino acids)
Biological process (GO): protein folding; protein peptidyl-prolyl isomerization
Cellular component (GO): intracellular membrane-bounded organelle
Molecular function (GO): peptidyl-prolyl cis-trans isomerase activity
Source: RefSeq, a predicted model, not a curated record
CUUCAAGGGAACUUCAUUCUUCCUUCACACGGACGACCACCAACGGCUUGGCAGCUACCUUGGUCAAGAAAGCGUAGAACAUCAGCGAACUUGAAUCCUCGUCCACUCAGCUUCCCCCAUUCAGAUUUAGAACGGAGAGUCGGACUGGUGUCAAAAUGCCGCCAACUAAGCUUCCAGAGUCCGGGAACCCUCUAGUGUUCUUUGACAUCACUUUAGGUGGUGAGCCUCUCGGCCGUAUUACUUUUGAACUCUUCAAGGACGUCGUCCCUAAGACGGCUGAAAACUUCCGCCAGUUCUGCACUGGCGAGUCCAAGAACCCGGCUGGUCGCCCACAAGGCUACAAGGGGUCCAAGUUUCACCGCAUCAUUUCCGGAUUCAUGUGUCAAGGGGGCGACUUCCUCAAUGGUGACGGCACAGGCUCCAUCUGCAUCUACGGCACCUCAUCCUUCGCAGAUGAGAAUUUCAAGUUGAAACACGACCUGCCCGGCCUGCUUUCCAUGGCCAAUGCCGGCCCCAACUCCAACGGCUCCCAGUUCUUCAUCACGACGGUGCCCACUCCCUUCCUCGAUGGGAAGCACGUCGUCUUCGGCAAGGUCGUCGAUGGCUUUGAUGUCGUGAAGAAGAUGGAGGCCACCAAGACUGGUUACCGCGGCAAGGAUGUCCCCAAUAUGGACGUUGUCAUUGCCCAGUGCGGUGAGAUGUGAGCGGUGACUGCAACCCCGAGAUGCGGGAGCUGGUAGGGCGGGGAACGAAGGAUGGAUUUAUACCAUGAUCGUGCUAGGCAAUCCCAUGGGAACCUGUGAUUGGCCAACUACAGGCGGAGAGGUGCAGAGAAUGUGCCCAGCCAAAUUGUCGGUGCUCUAGCACAGCUUUGGUGGUUAAUAUGCCCAUAAGGAAGAGUCAUGAUCGGUGUCAUUGGCAUGACUGGGAAUUUGGCACCUUUUUCAGAGAUUGGAUCAUCGGCUAGCAUUUCGUACAAGAGAAACGAGUUGUAAAUGGUCUGUGACAAGGAGCAGAGAUCUUGCCUGUCCCGCAGCAGUCAGACAUUGCAUGACGACGCAAACAUUACUAUUAUAAUACGCCCAGAGCUCAAAGUUUCUUUCCCGGUUUGCCAUCCCCUGAUAUCUUCUACAAGGACAAUAUUUCGA